Messenger RNA from Stegodyphus dumicola, 1401 nucleotides. RefSeq lists its product as uncharacterized. The record is from RefSeq and is a predicted model, not a curated record. NCBI's taxonomy places the organism in Eukaryota, Metazoa, Arthropoda, Arachnida, Araneae, Eresidae.
AUGGGACGAAAUCUAAAGAUCUCAAAAACCAUAAAGUAUCUCGGACUUACAUGGGAUCAGGGUCUCACAUGGCUGCCCCACCUUCAAGACAUCAGAGUCAAGACAGCAAAUAUAGCUAAGAAAGCCAGACAAUUCCAGGGAAGCAACUGGGGGCAAAACCCUCACAUCCAGAAACUGCUAUAUCUAACGGUAGCGGAGAGAAUUGUUCUUUACGCAUCGGCUAUAUGGGCGCAACCAAUGAGCAGUCGCAAGAUCAAACUCUUGACAACAAUACAACGGCCAUUUGCUCUAAACAUAAGUAGGGCAUAUAGGACAACGGCAUCAAGUGCAAUAACGGUCCUUGCGGGACUAACACCCCUGCACAUAAAGGCCAGCAUAGAAGCUGCAUAUGAGCGCCUAAUUAGGCUAAAACAAGAUGCCAACUUUGCUGGCACCGCCUUCCAUGCAACACAGUAUGAAUUACCAGGGAGUGUGCAGUAUGUGCACCCGGCACACAAAAGUAAAGGCAUCCAUGUCGUGACAGCACAACACCCAACGCCUCUCAGAGAAACUCCACAUGUGAACUCACGAUUCUACACCGAUGGAUCAAAGCAUGACAAUGGAGUGGGAUGCGCCUUCGUUCACUUCAAAAAUGACCGAGUGGAAAGCAAAUGGAAAGGCCAUCUCGCUACCCACAACAGCAUUUUCCAGGCAGAAGCUGUGGCAAUAGCAGCUGCAAUUCAGUAUGCUCAGGAUAUCAAUCUAGCAGCAACCGAAAUUCACACAGACAGCAUGUCAGUGCUACAGGCAAUCAUGAAUCACCACCAUACCUCACCCACAAUUAUAGCAAUCCAACAGCUCCUGCGUAACAAUAUGCAAACACACAUCAAACUAAUCUGGGUGAAAGGACAUGAUGGCAUAGAGGGUAACGAGAUGGCAGACCAGUUAGCAAACGAGGCGGCACUCAACAACGACGCGCAAGAGGUGACAACUCCAAUCCCGACUUCGUAUUUAAAGCGAAAGCUAAGAGAACUAAGCAAAGAACAGUGGCAACAGGAGUGGGAUAACUGUGAUACAGGAAGAAGGACACAUGGAUUCUACCCAAUAGUAGACAACGAACGUCUCCAGGCCAUUGCACCCUUGACAUACUAUAUCACGGGGCACGGCCCAUUUCCAUCCUAUUUUCAAAGACAUGCAAUUUCGAUGACAGAUAUAUGCGUGCGUCUGCGGGGCAACUGGCUCCCCCCCGACCACUACAUAUUUGAAUGCAGCCUUACAUCCAACUUACACCUACCACUCCCAGCCACAAAUAUAGAAUCAUAUAAACGAUUCAUCAUUAAGCACCCACCAGCGGUCAAAAAGAUCUGCCAAAUAAUUAGGCAGGUCAACGACCUAGGGCAAGAUAUCUGCCAACCAAACUAG